Molecule: messenger RNA, 972 nt
Organism: Adineta ricciae
Lineage: Eukaryota; Metazoa; Rotifera; Eurotatoria; Adinetida; Adinetidae
Source: the annotation of a GenBank genome assembly
AUGUCAUCACUAAAUGACAAAUUACUCUUCGCUCAACAACAGCUUACUCAAUAUAUAUUUUCAUCGUACCUCAUUUUCGGUAUGACAGGUUGUUCUCUCAAUAUCAUACUACUUAGUCGACGGCGCUUUCAAACAGUAUCUUGUUGUGUCUAUUUCAUCAUGUCAUCGAUAGCAAUGUUAAUUGCUCUACCCAUGGGUGUUGGAACGUAUGUAUAUGCACUUCGGCAUGACGAUCCAUAUACAACGAAUCAAGCUUUCUGUAAGCUUCGCACCUAUGCACUUCAAUCUAUGACAAUGAUAUAUCGAUGGUGUAUCACUGCUGCAUGUGUCGAUCGUUGCAUGUUGAUUUCAACCAAUGUUCGACUAAGAAAUUUCGCCUCCGUUCGUAUUGCUCAGCGUGUCAUUGUAUUGAUUGUCAUCAUCUGGUCGACUUUACCAAUACAAGUUCUCGCACUAAUCGAUUUGAGGGAUGAUCGAUGUGGCGUUUUAUAUAACUUGGGUUUAUCGCUGUAUUUCAGUUUUUAUACAAUAACAGCAGGAAGUAUUCUUCCCGUCUCAAUUAUGAUCAUUUGUGCUGUGCUCAUCUUUCGAAAUCUUGAGAUGAGACGGCAACACCGUCAUCAGCUUGCUGUUAAUCAAUAUGAUCGGUUAGAUCGAAAACGUGAUCGACAGGCUUUUAUCAUGCUUUUAUUUCAAGCAGUCGUAUUUCUCAUAACUCAGACACCGCUCAUGCUCUUAUUCUUUUGUAAUGCUGCAAUGAUUCAUGUCACGAAUAAGUCAGCCGACCAAGUAGCAAUUGAACGGUUUACGGCUUUUAUGGCCGAUAUGAUCUUAUAUCUUUUUCCUACUAUAUCAUUCUAUUUAUAUACAAUGGCGUCACGUCAGUUCCGUCGCGAAUUUAUCGACUUAUUCCGUUCUGCGAUAAGACAUCGAUAUCAAAACAAUAUCAACCAAGUGAACCCCGUAUACUAA